CGACGAGGCCAACCGUAUUCACGUCCAAGGUAUCAUGGAAGGCAUCUUCGCAGCCGCUACCGGUUCCAUGACAGCCGACGAGCUCAACAAGAUCGAGAAAGAGCACGGAAAGCCUGCCCACAAAGCCAUCGACGCCGAAGUCAAGUUCAUAAACGCCAUCGUCGACAAUUACGUUCUAACUGGCAUCCACCAUGGCCUUGAGCUGGUCGAGAUGGUUCACGUAGCCGUACAGACUGCGAAUUGCUGGGGCACCCCGUGGGGCAACCCGAAUGAUCCUUCUCUGUCGGAACCUGUGAUUGUCGAUCUGCUUCAGUGGGGCAAAGGCCAAGGACUAGAGCAGAAUGGGUUCAUAAAUAUCAUCCAGAACGCGGUGGAGAAACACUACUCUACUCCACGAGCGCGUCGUGAACCCACUCUCCCCACGCAGAAGACGAGCUUGCUGGCAGCAGGUGACGCGAUGCCCAAGCACCCUGGCAUCGGCCUCGAUCCUGGCCCCCAGACGACACGCCAGCUUCCCAAGAAGUUUGCUCCUAAUGCUGUCUUCCAGAAUCCGACCACGAGGCCCCAAUAUCGCCAGUGAGGCCGUCCUAUGGAGAUGAUGGGCAUAGCAGCGGCUAAGCCAAACUUGCCCACCAUUCCCGCCACUUUCUCAUAUCAUACAGGCUACGAAGCACGAGCCUGAUGGCUCGAGGGACUCUAUUGAGGCUUAUCGUAUGGUGUUUGGCUUGUUGAAGCGGGGGGAGGGCUACGGUAUGCGAGGGAAAGAGAUUAGGCAGUUGAUAAAGUAGGAGGCUUUGAAGCUCUGUUAGGAGUCGCUCGAGAUAGAUGGACUUCGAUUUCCUGCUUGCUUAUGGCGGGUAUUCCGAGACGAGUGCUGGUGAGUAUCAGAUUAUGUAGCUUUCUUUGAUAGAGAUUCCGUAGAUAUGGAU
Messenger RNA from Mytilinidion resinicola, 929 nucleotides. RefSeq lists its product as uncharacterized. NCBI's taxonomy places the organism in Eukaryota, Fungi, Ascomycota, Dothideomycetes, Mytilinidiales, Mytilinidiaceae. The coding region runs from base 35 to 580 and encodes 181 amino acids. The record is from RefSeq and is a predicted model, not a curated record. The transcript has a single exon.